CCAGAGGACACGUCAUUCAUGUGCGACGGUGAAACGCCCCUACGCUACCUAGAAGAUGGACGUCGAGCCGAUGUAGGCAUUGCGAGUGGCAUAUCUAUAUUUUAUAUAACCGUGCAAGUUUACUCCAGACACGCUAUUAAUAUGACGUUAUAGUAAUAACAAACUUAUGUUACUGAAUAUGGCUGAACAUUUUCAUUCAUCAUCGUCAGUAUAUUUGGCUUUCUAGCUAGCAGCACGGAGUCAACUAACGUUAGCUUGCCUGCAGUGCUAACGUAGCUAGCCAGCUAGUUAUUUUUUUAGGGCUUAACUAACGUCAGUGAGCUAGCUAGCGAAGUUGUCAAUAACUAAGUUGACGCAUUGGGAUCACUAUGAUAAUGACAGGUAUGUAGGACUGCUUAAGGCUAGCUACUUCUCUUUCACGUUAGACUAACUAGCUAAUAGCUAGUUCGAACGAAUUUGCUAGCUUCUGAAGUUGCGUUCUUCUCAGGCGGCGCUAGCUGGUCACCGUAGUAACUACCUAGCUAUGACAUGCAGGCGAGGAAAUUGUAAUAGCGGCAUGGAUUCUCAUUUGAGUAGCAAUAGCACAACCGGUGGUGCUAAUCGUAAACAAAGUAUAAUCAACGCCCCAAACAGAUCCGGGACUGAGCCUUGUUAUGAUCGUAAAGUAGGGAAGGCUGAGUAUGGGCACCAAGCAUGCCAGGGCAACAUGACUGUAUCCUCACUGAAGACACGUCUAGCCCCGACCAUUCAAACCACGUUAUCCGCUGCUGUGGAUACCCUCUUGGGCGAAGUAGUACUUGUACUAAACGAGACCCAACAAGAGCUGGUUAACAAGGAGCAGGAGAACGAAAGACUCAAAGUGGAAUUGAGGACUUUACAGGAAUGCCUUAGCAGCGCCCAAAAGUUAAUCGACCAGUUGCAAAUUCCUUUCCCUGGUGCACAGACCAUGGGUCAGUCGGUUUUCGCCCCGUCUCUCACAUCUAUUGGCUCUAUGGACAGGGACCGCCAGAGCCACCGUAAUGUGAACGGUGCGGAUGGCCGGUGUGUUUCCGGGGUCGACCUAGAGAUGGGUGGCUCUCUCAGUGAGUCUCUGCAUGGUUAUGACUCCAGGGAUGACUAUAAAAUGUGUCAGCUCUCAAUCCAAUCAGAUGGCUCUGUGACCAACCAUUCUAUGGACUCCUAUGCUGCCAACGCACCUAACAUCUGCUCCGACCCCAGCCGGCCAGAUGAGAGGCGGCAGCAGGGGACCCAAGCAGUAGGACCAAGGUUUGAGAUCAAAGAAGAGCAGGGGCCAGGUCCAAGUUCAGGUCCAGGGCAGGCCUGCAGUAGAGGCCCAGGGCUGAGGAGCGCCGGGGGUGCUGGUGGUGAGCAGACUGCCUCGAAUGUGGGUGAUCUGGGAUACAUCCAUGUGGUGGAGCAGGAGGGGUCAUUGCGCUCCAGCAGCUACUCUCUCCGCCACCCAAAACCCACGCGGCCACGUGCUGCUACCUUUGGUCCGGCUCAGGGGGGACUGGCAGGACAGAAAGCGGUGUUGAGGUCCCCUGGAGCAGUAGGAAGUGACAUGUCCCCAGGUAGGGCAGGAGAGACAGCAGGACCAUCCACCUCUCCAGGAGACCCAGACACAGAUCGCCCCCACCAUUGUCUGGAGUGUGGGAAGACCUUCCGCCUCAUUUCCAGCCUGAAGAAGCACAUCCGUAUCCACACAGGAGAGAAGCCCUACCCAUGUGGGGUGUGUGGCCGCCGCUUCCGUGAGUCGGGGGCCCUGAAAACCCACCUUCGCAUUCACACCGGCGAGAAGCCCUAUUCCUGCUCUGAUUGCCCUAAAAUCUUCCGCCACCUAGACGGCCUGCGCAAGCACCAGCGCACCCACACUGGUGACAAGCCCUAUGUGUGUGCCAUCUGUGGCAAGCGUCUGAGCCGACUGCAGCACCUGAAGCACCACCAGCGCAUCCACACCGGAGAGAAACCCUGCAGCUGCCCCUUCUGCAACCGCACUUUCAAGGAGCCGGCGGCAUUGCGCAAGCACGUCCGCACUCACCGUGAAGAGUCUGUUCACAUGGAGGCAGGCAUGGGCGACGACCCGGACCCAGACGCCCUGAACAACAUCAACAGCCUCCACCCUGCUGCCCCCUCCCCUCAGAUGAGGUUUGAUGAGUGGGGAGCCGAAGGGGACGAUGUGGACUGUGUGUAGGAUGGUGUCAUCCUUCUGUCUACUGCCUACAGCAUUAGAACAUGACGUUUAAAGAGUCUUCCUAUUCCAUUACUGUACUGUGUGAGGAAGUCUCCAUUCCUUCCCUGAGAAACAGGCUAUCUAUCUACACCCUUAGUGUUGUCCAGUGACCAGGGUAGCCUAUUAAUUUCAGAGACACUUCAUGUGCCUGUCUGACCCUUUGACAUAUCUAUCCUUUAGUGCUUUAUAAUCUUAGAAAUGUGAAAGUAGUUUAUAUAAGAUGAAAUGUACCUAUGUAUCAUGUUCCCCCCUUCUCUCAUUGCUAAUGACCCUCCUAUACAACUCCAACAACCUACCUAAACUGUGUUUGAAUACUCAUACUAAACAUAUUUGUGACGUAAAUUGAGUAUGUAGUAUGCUUUUUGGUCAUAGUAUGGAUAUAGUAAGAAUGCCAAAAGUUCCCGAAUGUUGUACUACAUUUGCCAAAAUACGAAGUAUACAAGCUGUGGACACUAUUUCUGUGCUUUUAGGGCCCAUAAUGCAAUUCUUUAGGAAAUGGGUGUAGCUUCACAACAUUUUCAGAUUUGAAGAAAAUGUAGGAAAAUAGGCAGCUGAAGUCCGACGAGAGCGGAAACAAAUUCAUUGCUUUAACUAAUUAUGACAAAUGUUAAGAAAAUGUUGACCAAUGUAAUAAAGUAAUUACUUUUCAAAUUACGAACUGCAUAGCGUAUCAUUACACAGUUGCUUGUAUGUACUGGUAUGUUAUCUAGCUAGCUACCUAACGUUAGUUGGCUGCUAACAAGAUAGCAAGAACUUGCGUAACAAAAGCAUCAACUUCCAGUAGACAGGCGAAGCGCUAGUACACUCAACUGAAAGGAUACCGUUCGUUUACAGUAUACUAAAAUGAACUAAUAGUAUGUAGUAUAUACUCAUUAAGUAUGUAGUAUACAGUAUGUUAGUAUGGGUUUUCAAACACAGCUCUAGUGUAUAACAGCCAUGUGUCCGCUGGAAAUACAAAUCCUGUAAGGUGCUCGUCAUAUGUAUUUUGAGAUUGAAUGGAGUUUUAUGCAACCAUGUCCAAAGACCAUUUAAUGGAAAUUUAACAACAGUUAAUUUGCUACCAUUAUUGCCACCGCCAUGGUGACAUUAAACAGAGAUUCAGCAUUGUGACAUUACCAUAAACAACUGCAACUUCAGAGAGAGUGCAAGGCCUUACUAGCACCUACCCCACACAGAUACUGAUAAACAGCUGCAUAUAUGUACCAGCCGGGAAAUCCCUCUUUCAUGCAACGUGAUAGCUGUGUGGUAAUGCUGCGCACAUUAGCCUCUUGCUUCCUACUCUCUUUGUUUUUGUCAGAAGUUGCUACUAAUAGUCAUGUCAUAUUGCUGAAUGUACCUUUAACUAUUAAUCCCACUAUGUAAUGUAAAUAUGUAAUCACUUGCAAUUCUUCCUGGUAUUGAUUGUCCCAUUCAGACAGAAAAGGGGAACCAUCUCUUAUCUGAAGGAGUGUCUGUCUGAUCAGAGCAUAGCAGAGUACACUUCAAAUUUCAGCCUUUUAAAGCUGUCAAUCUCUUUCCCAGCGUAUGAUCCUUGUGAACCAGACUUGGUCCAUCUGCAAUUAUGGAAAAUGUACAUUACUGUUGACAAUAUUGAAAAUAUGCUUUAAAAUGCACAGCUGGAGUUACAUCCAGCAUACGUAGUGGGUUCUCUGGACCCAAGGUAACAGGGUCAUGUACCGCAUUCAGUGGUUAUUUUUGCACGCCAAUAUUGAACAAAUUGUUAUAUUUUUCUUCCUGCUAAGUCUUUGGUAUGAAAUGUUCAAGAACAUGACUUUGUUAUGACUUGUCCUCCUGUUUAAAAUGUAUUUUUCACCCAUCUGAUGCAUCCAGUUACUUUGUCUUAAUGUUACCUAUUAAAGGGCCUUUGUUGAUA
Molecule: messenger RNA, 4103 nt
Organism: Coregonus clupeaformis (lake whitefish)
Lineage: Eukaryota; Metazoa; Chordata; Actinopteri; Salmoniformes; Salmonidae
Product: zinc finger protein 92 homolog
Exons: 2
Coding region: 524-2191 (555 amino acids)
Biological process (GO): regulation of transcription by RNA polymerase II
Molecular function (GO): DNA-binding transcription factor activity; RNA polymerase II cis-regulatory region sequence-specific DNA binding
Source: RefSeq, a predicted model, not a curated record